AUGUCUAAGCUGUUCAUUGGUGGCCUUGCAUGGCACACGGAGGAGUAUACACUGCGACAAAAGUUCGAGGAGUUUGGCAUAGUUGACGAAGCUGUGGUCGUCAAGGACCGUGACACGGGCCGAAGCCGGGGCUUUGGGUUUGUUCGUUAUGGCUCUGAGGAGGAUGCACAGAAAGCGAUUGCCGCCAUGAACAACGUCGAGUUUGACGGACGGACGAUUCGUGUUGACAAGGCCUCGGACACGGGGCCAAAAGGCGGGUACGGUGGAGGCCGGGUCGGACCUGCUGGCUUUGGUGUCGCGGGUGGUUACGCCCCGUCACAGAUGCCUUAUGCUGGAGGCCAACCCGCCAUGUACGGCAUGGCCCCGAAUCCAGCAAUGUAUGCCCCAGCAUAUGGACGAGGCGGCUAUCCGUCCCAGGGCGCAUAUGGCGCGCCCCCAGCGCAGGGAUACUCGAUGCCUGGGGCCUACGGCUACCCUGACCAGAGCAGCCAAAUGUCUCCUCAAGGACCACCUCGGUACUAG
Messenger RNA from Microdochium trichocladiopsis, 522 nucleotides. RefSeq lists its product as uncharacterized. The transcript is spliced from 5 exons. The coding region runs from base 1 to 522 and encodes 173 amino acids. NCBI's taxonomy places the organism in Eukaryota, Fungi, Ascomycota, Sordariomycetes, Xylariales, Microdochiaceae. The record is from RefSeq and is a predicted model, not a curated record. Gene Ontology annotation, molecular function: RNA binding.